This is a messenger RNA of Salvia splendens (bonfire salvia), 3875 nucleotides long. RefSeq lists its product as uncharacterized. The record is from RefSeq and is a predicted model, not a curated record. Lineage: Eukaryota; Viridiplantae; Streptophyta; Magnoliopsida; Lamiales; Lamiaceae. Gene Ontology annotation, molecular function: phosphatidylinositol binding. The transcript is spliced from 15 exons. Bases 369 to 3731 code for a protein of 1120 amino acids.
CCCAAAAACAAACUUACCGCCGGAUUUGGGGAUUCAUAGCAUAUUCUCCGUUGUAAAUACUGUUGAGAAAGUGAGAGAGCACAUAGUCCGCACCAGUCGUCAUACACUGAAAACCUAAUGGUAUUCGAGCUUGGAGUGGAUUCAUUAGGAAAUGGCGUGCCGUGCUCGCAUCCAAUUCCUCGUUCAGCUCGAUCUGAGAUUAUUUUUGAGUGAUUUGUUGGAGUGAUCGCAUGAAGAAUGUUGGAGAAUCCGAUUGCUGAGAUUAUAAAGUUUUUUAAUCGUUGAUUUUUGUGGUUUAUGUUGAUCGCAUUUUAGACGAGUGUUUGAGGUUUGAAAAGUGGCAGUAAGUGAGGAUUGGAGUUGGCAAAAUGAGCAGCAGCGAGGUGAAAAGCGCGAGUGUUCGCGACCUAGCCGAGGAAGCUAAGAAGCGGACUGUUUUUCUGAUCGUAAGCGUUGUUGGAUUGUCUUACCUCAUGUCAUUAACAAGUUCUUCAGUUCUAGUCAACUUGCCUGCUGCUCUCUUGCUAAUUAUCACACUUCGCUAUCUAUUAUUGGAUAUUGAUACACGGAGGAAAUCUGCUACUUACAAGAGCAAACAAACAUCAGCAAACAAUUAUUCUAAUAAAAAUCUGCUUAAGGGCCUCAGGGUUGAGACUGAAAGGUCCGACUGGAAGCAUGAUGUGAACUCUCCUAUUGUUGAAGAUGCAAUUGACCUAUUCACUAGACAUAUUGUCUCUGAGUGGGUGACAGAUCUGUGGUAUUCACGCAUAACACCAGAUAGACAGGGUCCAGAAGAGAUCAUAUUGAUCAUGAAUGGCGUGCUUGGAGUAAUUUCAAAUCGCAUGAGAAAUAUUAAUUUAAUUGAUUUUUUAACCAGGGAUAUUAUCAAAAUCGUAUGUCGUAGGUUGGAGCUCUUUCGUGCAACAAAAACAAAGAUUGAGAGACAUCAAUCAAGGUUCUUGACCACUGAAGAGCGAGAUAUAGAAUUGAAGUCUCUUCUGGCUGCUGAGAACAAGCUGCAUCCCAUUUUAUUCUCUGCUGAAGCUGAGCAUAAGGUUCUUCAGCAUGUUAUGGAUGGCCUUAUUGUACUUACGUUUAAGCCAGAGGAUCUGAGGUGCUCUUUGUUCCGCUAUAUAAUCAGAGAACUUCUUGCUUGUGUUGUAAUAAGACCAGUUCUGAAUCUUGCUAAUCCCAGGUUUGUUAAUGAGAGAAUUGAGUCUUUUGUCAUUUCUAGAAAAGUUGAAAAAGGAAGUGUGGUGGCAAACAUAACAUCAGAGUCUAGAAUAAAUGCACCUGUCAGGAUUCCAUCUGAUCUUAGCUCACAAAUAGCAGAUCCUUCUGCCAAUGGUGUUGAACUGGUCCAAUUGAAGAAGGGUGAAAAAAACAAAGAGGUCAAUAGUCAUGAAUCAGUUGCCAUGAACAGAGAACUUCUUCCUAAGGAUCCAUUGCUUGACAUGGAUACACGAUCAACUCGCUCUUGGAAUUCUUUUCCAGACACUCAUAAUGGUGAUGAGAGAGGUCUUCGAAGAGAACUCUCCGGGGGAGAAUGGGCUAAUGCCCUAGACGUGUUUUCUCAAAGAAAAACUCAUGCCCUGGCUCCAGAACAUUUUGAAAAUAUGUGGACAAAGGGAAGAGACUACAGAAGGAAGGAAGAUACAGAUACAUUGGCUGAUCCUGCACAGAGGAACUAUGCAGUGGGGGUAUCUAAUUCAGUGAUGCAAACAAAUGGUCUUCCCGAGCUGAAGAAAAAGGAGACGGGCACAAAAGUAAAUUCUAUGGGGAAAGAUUUGUUGGACUCUGGAUUUCAUAGAAAGCUGGAGGAUGGAAAUGCUGAAUCCUUAUGCGAAGAGGCAGAUCUUGAAAGUGUGCCUUCUGAUGAGGAUGAAUCCUGGAGCAGUAGUUAUACUGAGGAUGAUGAUAUGAACAAUGUUAUGGGUCUUGACUCUCCAGGUGUUAAAGUUUGGGAUGGUAAAAAUAAAAGGAAUUUCAGCCACAUUCAUCAUCCUCUUGAAACUUUUGACAGACACAAGAGCACAAAAACUAAGAACAGACAACUUCGUUCCACACUACAUAGAACAAAGUCUGCAAAGAAAAGAUCUCGAUCUAGUACUCAUAAUGGGCAAGUCUGGCAAGAGGUGGAACGAACAAGUUAUUUAUUAGGAGAAGGGCAGAAUGUGUUGAACCACUACAAAGUGACUGGCAAACCUGGAGACUCGAGCGAGGACUCUGAGGCAGAGCUAUCGGGUAGAAUAAAUAGUGGAGCUACAACUUCAUCAUCUAUGUCCUAUGCUUCUUUACCUGAAAGUCAAAGUCUGGCAGCUAAUUCGGCAAAAACUUCACUAAUUGCUGAUUCAUAUUUUAAAUUAAGAUGUGAGGUAUUGGGUGCCAAUAUUGUAAAAAGUGGAUCCAAAACCUUUGCUGUUUAUUGCAUUUCUGUUACAGAUAUGAACUGUCACAGUUGGUCUAUCAAAAGAAGAUAUCAACACUUUGUGGAGUUACAUAGGCGUCUGAAAGAGUUCCCUGAAUAUAAUCUCCAUUUGCCACCAAAGCAUUUCCUCUCAACUGGCUUAGAUGUGUUUGUCAUUCAAGAGCGAUGCAAAUUGCUUGACCAGUAUCUUAAGAAACUUCUGCAGUUUCCAACUAUUUCGUGUUCGAUUGAAGUUUGGGAUUUUCUUAGUGUUGAUUCUCAGAUGUAUAUAUUUUCAGAUUCAUUGUCCAUACUUGAUACUCUCUCAGUUGACCUUGAUGAAACAGUACGCCCAAAGAUCAAGGACUGCAGGGAUAAUGUGGGGCCUGUAUAUGACCAGUUAUCAUCCAAAAAAGAAAUUUUCAGUCAUGGAAACCAAGAUUCUACUUCUCGAAUCAAGGGUGACCAAGCUACUGAUGGAUCAGGGUUGAAAGGAAAAGGUCAAGUUUCAUCUUCACCAAAAAAGCCUGAAAAGGAAUUCAAGAAGGCUUUUGAUCAGUCAAGUAAUGGCUCAGAAAACUCAGAGCAAAAGAACAUAAAACGAUCCAGUAAAUCAGAAAGGACCAUGGAUAGUGAUCAUCAAAAAUCACAUCCUCUUGCUGCUGAUAAUUCCACUGAUCCAAUGCUUCCCAGUGAGUGGGUGCCGCCAAAUCUAAAUGUUCCUGUAUUUGAUUUGGUUGAUGUCAUUUUACAACUUAAAGACGGCGGAUGGAUCAGGAGAAAAGCUUUCUGGGUAGCUAAACAAGUUCUACAAUUGGGAAUGGGUGAUGCUUUUGAUGAUUGGUUGAUUGAGAAAAUACAGCAUCUUCGUAGGGGAUCAGUGGUUGCUUCUGGAAUCAGGCGAUUGGAGCAGAUACUAUGGCCUGAUGGAAUAUUCAUAACUAAGCACCCUCGGAGGCAGCGACCUCCUCCUGAUAGCCCAUCCUCUGGAGACCAAUCUCCCGCUUCUUACUCUUCACCUAAAAAGGGAGAUACCCUGACUCUGGAGGAAAUACAACAACUGGAAGCUGAACAGCGAGCCAAAUUUGUUUAUGAAUUGAUGAUUGACAAGGCUCCAGCAGCUAUUGUAGGCCUUGUUGGACGUAAGGAAUAUGAGCAAUGUGCAAAAGAUCUCUACUAUUUCAUUCAGUCAUCUGUUUUUAUGAAGCAGCUAGCUUUCGAUCUUCUCGAGCUGCUGCUUUUAUCUUCAUUUCCAGAACUUGACCAUGUUUUCAGAGAAUUGGAUCAAGACAAAGAGAAGUUCGGCAAACCCACAUUGAGCUAGAAUAGAUCGAGUGAUUAAAGAAGUGUGAUAAAGAAAAGAGUGAAUUUUUGCCUGAGAUUGUCAGAGCAAGUGUGUACAGCGACAUCUUUAGUUUCAUACAUCAUUGAAAAGAAAACACUCCCAAAUACCAUAUUUUUGCAGCCA